Dioszegia hungarica is the source of this 885-nucleotide messenger RNA. RefSeq lists its product as uncharacterized. The record is from RefSeq and is a predicted model, not a curated record. The transcript has a single exon. Lineage: Eukaryota; Fungi; Basidiomycota; Tremellomycetes; Tremellales; Bulleribasidiaceae. The coding region runs from base 1 to 885 and encodes 294 amino acids.
AUGGCGCCAGGCAGCAAGACGGACCGCUUCGCUCUCACUCAGACCAUGCGGGUGGAACAUCCGGAACUGGGGUGGGAACCGACGUACACUAUGCUCGCUCGAGGGGAGGGCAAGAAGUGGCGGAAGGAGCGAGGGGAGAUGUGGGCGCGGUACGGGGCGAUGGGAGAGGAGAAGAGGGAGUUCCGCGUGCGGGACUACGGGCGUGAGCGGAAGCUGCUUCCGCUCGUGACGCGAAAACUGGACAUUGCCGAGUCCAGCUCCGCCUUCAUGCCCGCUCUCCGGUCGGUCGCCUUCGCUCCCCACCUCCACUAUCCUGCUAUCGAUCCACGCAAAGGCUCCUCACUCGGCGUCCUCCUCUCCUACUUUCAGGCUGCUGGUGACGUACGACAAAUCUGCGUCCGCGGUCUCCGGGUCGCACGGUCCACCACCGAAAGCGCAAACCGCCCCAUCAUCGCGAAACUCGUUACCCCUCCCAUGACAACUUGGCACUUUCACGCGUCUGAAGUGCCGGGAGUCACGCUGCGGGCUGACGCUCACACGCGCUGGGUAUACGAUGGUCCGGCCGGGGCGGACUGGACCACCAUUCUCCACGCACUUUGCUACCGCAUCCACGUGCUGUCACGUCAGAUCGGUCGAGCGCCCAUAGGCACCUUCUCCCCAUUCCAGCUUAGCAUCUCUUGCUCCACCGGAAUCUACACCGCCCUCGCUCCGGACGUCGAGCAUACUAUGCCCCUCAUCCGCGAGGCCCUUGCAUCCAACGUGCCGAUAACGCCCUCGGCCGUCGCCAGAUCCGUCACUCUGGGGGAACAGGUGGAGAUGGCCAAGGUUUUGAGGACUAUACGCGGGCGGUCUUCCAACACGAUGGAGCACCGGCGGGUAGCUUGA